GAAUCUCCCUUGUUUAAUUAUCUGCUCACCUGGUGAUUCCAGUUGAUUGGAAAUACUUCUGACUGAAAGUCAAGAUUUGUGAAAGAUACCUUUCUGUGAUAAGGAGUUUAAUAGAUCGGGUCACAAACCCAGAGAGAUUAGAAUUGGUGAAAAAUGAUUCCAUCAAAGUUGUGGAUGGCUAUCUCUGAGAAAUCUCAGAACUGAAAGAGAAACCUGCAAGGAUAUCAGAAGAUUUUUUGAUGUGCUUCCUACGGGGAAGAAGCCUGGGAGUGAGGCUUUGGAAAAGAACAAAAUGAAAAAUGUUGGCAAAGGGUUAUCAAACAUGAAGAAAACUGAUGUCAAGAAAAAGGACUCUUGCAAUUCAAAAGCAACAAAACAAAAGCCAGUGCACAGGAAAAAGCACAUUAUUUACGAUUCGGAUUCUGAACCAGAAGCAUCACCUCCAGAUAAGAAACCCAAGAAAGGUUCUUCCUCCUCCAAACCUACAAAAUUCUCCAGAGCAGAGCCUGUAACUGUGGUUUCUGAAACUGAUGAUGAGGAUGAUUUUCUUCAAAGUAGGAAGAUGACCCAGAAAUCCAGGGAAAAUGGUGGUCAUCCUGGAACAUCAGGAUCUGGAAGGACCACAGACAUGAAAUCGCAGCUCAGACCAAUGCAGCCCAAACCAGCAAGUCCAGUGAAAUUUACUGCCACGUCAGUUCAAGAUUACUUUGGCUCAAACAGUGUGCAGAGGUCAAGUAAAAAGCUGGUGGCCAGCAAAAGGAAAGCACCUUCCGCCAGUCUUGAUUCCACUGUGGAUGAUGAAGAGCUAGCUCGCCAGUUACAACUUGAUGAAGAUGCAGAGCUGGAACGGCAGCUGCAUGAGGAUGAAGAAUUUGCUAGAACAUUGGCAAUGUUGGAUGACCUGCCAAAAAGCAAAAAGGCACGGACAGAUUCUGAAAGCCAGGAGUUGUCUUUAUCCUUGGUUGUAAAGGCUGAACCUAGAAAAACGGCAGAUGAGCAGACAUCAGAACACUCCGCCAAGAUGUUGAGCGAAGCUGAUAAUGUGAAGAACUGCAGUGAAAAGUUCAGUAAGUCACAGAACACAAGGACGACUUCUCAAUUUUCAUCUGAAUCUUCUAGUCCUGAUGUGGAAAAAUCACUUCAUAAAGUGUCUCCAUCUAAAAUGAGCACAAAAUUGGCCAACAUGAAACGUAAAGAAGAAUUGGUGAAAGGGGGCAGUCCAACAAAGCCAGUCCGAGAGAAGAGAAUUUCGCCAAGGAACGAGGAGAAAACCCUUUCUUCAAAGAAAGAAACAAAGAUUUCUCCCAAAAAAGAGGAAAAAACUAAUCCUUCAAAGAAAGGAGGAAAAAAAGUUUCUCCAAAGAAGGAAGAACAAACUGUUUCACCAAACACAAAGGAGAAAGUAUCCCCAAAUAAAUCUGAGAGCCCAGAGAAUGCUGAAAAGAAGCGCCAGAAUUACUUGGCCUAUCGCAGCUUUCUAAAUCGCGAUGGACCACGAGCUUUGGGUUCAAAAGAAAUCCCCCAGGGAGCUGAGAACUGCUUGGAAGGACUUACGUUCGUCAUUACAGGAGUCCUGGAAUCAAUGGAACGUGAUGAUGCAAAAUCUUUAAUUGAGCGUUAUGGAGGGAAACUGACUGGAAAUGUUAGUAAGAAAACAAAUUACCUGGUGACUGGUCGAGAAGGUGGGCGAUCAAAACUGGACAAAGCAGAGAGUUUUGGAACAAAACAAAUCGAUGAAGAUGGACUGUUGGAUCUGAUUCGUAGAAUGCCAGGAAAGAAAUCCAAGUAUGAGAUUGCUGCUGAAGAGGAGGUUAGGAAGUCAAAAUCCAAAGUGCAAGAAACUGCCAAGAUAAUGGACAAAGGUAAGCAUAUUAAGAACAUCUCACCACCAUCGAAGAAACAAGUGGAGCAUAAAAAGAGUAGUCCUUCAGCAGAGAACGGCGAAUCCUCUGGAUGCAAGAGGAGUAUGUCAUUUGGAACAGAACCUUUCACCAAUAGUUCUGCACCAAAGUGUGAUCGCCCGGCCCAGAUGUUAAUGAAGGAGGAGCAGAGUUUGAUGUGGGUGGAUAAGUAUAGACCUGCAGCGCUGAAGAAUAUAAUAGGACAACAAGGAGAGCAGAGUUGUGCAAAUAAACUAGUCCGUUGGCUGAAAAAAUGGCAUGCGAACAAUGCUGGAAACAGCAAACCUGCAGUGAAAUUCAGCAAAUUUGGUGGGAAGGACGAUGGUUCAAGUUUCAAAGCUGCUUUGCUAUCUGGUCCUCCUGGUGUAGGUAAAACAACCACAGCUACUCUAGUAUGUAAGGAACUGGGAUACAACUACGUUGAACUCAAUGCCAGUGACACUCGUAGCAAGAACACGUUGAAAGAAGUGAUAGCGGAAUCACUGAACAACACCAGCAUCAAAGGCUUCUGCUCGGGAACUUCAUCGUUAAGUACCAAACAUUUACUAAUCAUGGAUGAGGUGGAUGGGAUGGCUGGAAAUGAGGACAGGGGAGGAAUACAGGAGCUGAUUUCUCUCAUUAAGCAGACCAAGGUUCCCAUAAUCUGUAUGUGUAAUGAUCGCAACCAUCCCAAGAUCCGGUCGUUAGCAAAUUACUGUUUUGAUCUCCGCUUCCAGCGGCCUCGAGUGGAGCAAAUCAAGGGUGCAAUGAUGACUGUUGCUUUUAAAGAAGGUUUGAAGAUUCCUCCUCCAGCUAUGAAUGAAAUUAUACUUGCAGCCAGUCAAGAUAUCAGACAGAUCCUGCAUAAUCUCAGUAUGUGGUGUGCAGAAAACAAGACUCUGACGUACGAUCAGGCGAAAGACAAUGGCAAGAAGACCAAGAAAGACAUUAAACUGGGUCCCUUUGAUGUUGUGAGGAAAGUGUUUUCUGCUGGAGAGGAAACGGCCUCCAUGAGUUUGAUAGACAAGUCAGACCUCUUCUUCCACGAUUACUCACUUUCACCACUUUUUGUUCAAGAAAACUACCUGCAUGUGAAGCCAGCAGCCUCUGGAUCAAACCUCAAGAAGCAUUUAAUGCUGUUGAGUAAGACAGCAGAUAGUAUCUGUGAUGGAGACCACGUUGAUAAACAGAUCCGCUCUCAUCAGGCUUGGAAUCUGCUUCCUACUCAGGCAAUAUAUGCAAGUGUGAUUCCUGGUGAAUUGAUGAGAGGUUACAUGUCACAAUUUCCAACUUUCCCAAGUUGGUUGGGAAAAUUUUCAUCCACUGGCAAGCAUGAUCGUAUUGUCCAGGAACUUACCAGGCACAUGUGCCUAAGGACACACGCCAGCAAGCGGGCAGUGAACUUGGAUUACCUUCCUUAUCUGCGGGAUACACUGGUGCGGCCUCUCUCACUUCAGGGAGCGAAUGGUGUUCAAGAGGCUGUUGAAACCAUGGAUGCGUAUUAUCUGAUGAAGGAGGAUGUGGACUGUAUCAUGGAGAUUAGCAGCUGGGGAGGUCGGCCUGAUCCAUUCUCCAAACUAGACCCUAAGGUGAAAGCUGCAUUUACUCGCACCUAUAACAAAGAGACGCACUUGACUCCGUAUGCCCUGCAAGCUAUAAAGAAGUUGAAACAUGGAAGUGGUGCUGGAUCAUCUCUAGACUCUGAGCUUAAUGAUGACUUGCAGACAGAGGACAUACAAGUGGAUGAAGCUGAGGAUAACUUGGAAUUGGAUGGAAUGAUUAAGCCAAAGAAGUCUAAAGCAUCAAAGAGCAGAACAGAAGAGAAAUUGCCACAGCAAAAAGGAAGAAAGGAUAAGGGGAAGCAAAAGGCAACAAAGUGAUUUUUGUCUGGAGAGAGUGGUUUGGUUUUCACUGGCUGCAGGUCUGCUGAUGGACUGUAGAGACCAGGCUUAAUACCUGGUGCUUGAUAUGAUUUAUUUCAGAGUAUGGUUUUCUUUUGAAUUCUUAAAGCAAAAUUAUUUACAAUCUUUACUCUUGAAGUAAAGGUGUAUGUAUUUUUCUGUAUAUAUGCAAUACAAAACUAUCCUUUUUAGGUAUUUUUGAAACUGUACAUUAACAAAAUGUGGCAUGGGUUUUUGUUUUCGAAUAAAUAAUUUUUGCAGUGUCAUCUGCAUCAGGAAGACGAGCCCUGUGUUACUUCCUUUGCAGACCUAACUGGAAGCUGUUUAGACAACUGGAGGAUUAGCUGGACUAUUCCCUGUAAAGGCCUAUCAGAAUCUGUAGAAACAUUGUCAUUGUUUUAGUUGUGGCCUUGCAAGGGAGUUUGGCCCUCUGUUCCAGAGCAACAGCAGUGUGGUGAAGUCAUGAUGGUAGUCUUGUGUGUAUUGUCCCUUAAGCCACAAAUUAUUCAAAUUCACAGUUUUGCACUUUAUAUUCGAGAAUUUUAACUAGCUUUGUCUCAUAGGGGAAAAGAAAAAGCUAUGUCAUGCUUUCAUUAGAUUGAAGCUGUUAACUUGGUAAGAGCUCUUAGUUUGGUUUGUUUUUGACCAAUUGUGUGAUUUUUUUUUCUCUCUGCUUGGAGUUUAAUUUGGACACUGCUAUCUAAUAUCAACCACGUGGUUCACAAAGUACAUAUAGCUUGGUAUGAGCAAAGAAGCUUAUUGAUCAGGUAGACUUAGUUUCAUGUCAUAUUUCUGUAGUGUUUAAACAUCUGGUCUUAUCAGAUUGUGCGGGUCUUGUGCAGAAACUGACUUUAUUUUGCUUUUUCUUUGAUCAUUUGAAAGUGUCAGCAAGUUGAGGGACAUCCCUCAAAAGAUUUGGUCCUUUACCUGAAGGUGUCGUUGAAGUUUGGCAAUCCAAAAGAUUUUGUACUCAUUGAUUGCUGAUAAUGGCAGGUAUUUUCAAGCUUGUUUUCAACUUUCAUUAGAAGGCCAAGCUCCUGUAUUGACCAAUAAAGGCUGUUGAGUUCAUAAGUGGACAGCAGUAUGGUGCAAUCCUACCUCCUGUUGCUUUCAAGCCAUAAGAUUCAUUUCCUGUUAGACUUGCAGAGGAGGAAUUGCUGGUGUUUACUGCUUCAGCUCUGCUAACUUGGACCAUCCCUGUGAUUUUUGUAUUUUUUUUUAAAAAAAAAGUAACCAUCUGAAUUUUCUUAAUGUAUCUAUAAAGGAUCCAGCUUGACAGAAAUGAAUAUAUUUUAGCCAAGAAACAAUCUCUUCCAAAGUUGGGUAAAUUUCACCUCCUGGGCUAUGCAGUUGAAAUCCUGUGACAAAUGUUAAUAUGAUAAAGUAUGAUUUGCAUUUAAUUAAUGCUUAAAUUCUGUACAUAUAAUUCAAAUUAUUUUAAUAGCACAUAAAUAGUUAAUGCAUCGUGUGCAGUUUGUUGAGCAGGGGUGCUUCCUUUCAUUAGAACUUUCAGCAUGCAUUGGAGGUGGCACGGGAUCUAGGAUUAAUCUUAUCUGGAGAAUGUUAUCUGUGAAUCCAUAAACCAAUAUCUUGACUGUUGCUGGCAUGAGUGGAAAAUUCUAUUUUAAAAUGGCUGAAAGGUUGAUUUGUUGCUGGUACUAUGCAGUGUGACUGUAAUUGGAAGAAUGAGGAAAAUAAUUCCUGUGGAAGAUCUUGUGUUUAAAUUUGAUAAACUGAAUGCAAAAGUUAAAAAUGGUUCAUUUAAAAGGUAGCCACGCAGUAGCUGCUACUGAGGGGAGCAUUAUGAUCAUUAAGAAAAUUGGGUACACUAACCAGAGAACACUUUCAGUGUGUAUGUACAAUGUUUAGAGGGGUUUUGAGUAUUAGUCUUGUAGAACUUGGCUUGUUAAGAGAUUCCAGUGUGUAAAAUACCCACCAUGCCUAAACAUUAAUCAAGAUUACAUAAAAAAUGCAAAUAAAAAAUGUUUGAGUUUUAUAUUUAAAAAUGGGCAAGAUUGCUUAAGUAACAUUCAAGCAGAAAUCUGAAGUUUCUUUGAAGGGCACAUAACUUUGAAGUUUAAAAUUGUUGCAAAGUAAAACAAUCCAUAGAAAUUCUAUACUAAGUUUAUUAAAAGGCUAUUUUGUGUAAAGGUGCUUUAAUUCAAUUUGUAUUUGCAAGCAGAAAUGUCUUCCUAUCUACACUUUGUUUUCUUGUAAAUCAUUUUAUUGGCGGCACCUUGUAAACCAUUUUGCUUUGAUGCUUGGAUGGAAUAGUACUGAAUUCCAAAUGUGGUCUAACCAAGGUUAUGUUUGUCUUACUGGACUUCACUUCAUUUUAAGGAAAUACUUGAGUUCAUUUCAAUGAGGAAUUAAUUUUUCUUCCCCCCCCCCCCCAAAAAAAAAUCAAUAUUGUUACCAUUACGUAAUUUGUUUGUAUCUUGAUCCCUUUGCUGUUUUACCCCUAUUUAAACAUCUUACUUUGCAA
This is a messenger RNA of Pristis pectinata (smalltooth sawfish), 6266 nucleotides long. It is a transcript of the gene rfc1, whose product is annotated as replication factor C (activator 1) 1. Gene Ontology annotation, molecular function: DNA clamp unloader activity; ATP binding; DNA clamp loader activity. The transcript is spliced from 25 exons. Gene Ontology annotation, cellular component: DNA replication factor C complex; nucleus. Gene Ontology annotation, biological process: DNA replication; DNA repair. The coding region runs from base 293 to 3760 and encodes 1155 amino acids. The record is from RefSeq and is a predicted model, not a curated record. Lineage: Eukaryota; Metazoa; Chordata; Chondrichthyes; Rhinopristiformes; Pristidae.